AUGACUAUCUCUACUCCAUCAUCUACUCAUACUAUUGACACAGACGUGUGUUUAUUCGAUCUGGAUGGUACUAUCGUGGAUACAACAAUUGCUGCUGAAUCUACAUGGAGAAAAUUAUGCAAGCAAUAUAACGUUGACCCUGAAGAAUUGUUUAAAGUAUCUCAUGGUUCAAAAUCUGCUGAGAUGCUAGCAAGAUUUUUCCCUGAUUAUGAUAAUACAGACAAUAAAGGGGCAAUGUUAUUAGAAAAAGAUAUGGCCGACAAUUAUCUGGAUACUGUGAAACUUGUUUCUGGUGCUAAAGAAUUAUUAUUGGCAUUGGAUAGAAAUCCAAAGGAUUCUGCUGUUAAUUAUAAAGAUCAAAAUAAGAGAAGAUGGGCCAUUGUCACCUCUGGUUCCCCAUAUCUGGCCUUCUCUUGGUUCUCUAAUAUCUUAAAGGAAGUUGGAAAACCUGAUGUAUUCGUCACUGGUAACGAUGUUUCAGAAGGGAAACCACAUCCUAUGGGUUAUAUGAGAGCUCGUGAUGAAUUAUCAAAGACCUGGAAUUUCGAUAUCCCAUGCCGUUCAGUAGUCUUUGAAGAUGCUCCAGUUGGUAUUAAAGCUGGUAAUAGUAUGGGUGCUAUAACGAUAGGUAUUGCCUCAUCAUAUCCACCUGAAAAACUAGCAGAAAUUGGCGCAAACUUUGUUGUUAAAGAUUUAUCUCAAGUUUCCGUGGUAGAAAAUCCUGCAGAUGGUAGUAUUAAAUUGGAGAUAAGAAAUCCAUUAUUUACAAAUUAA
Molecule: messenger RNA, 774 nt
Organism: Maudiozyma saulgeensis
Lineage: Eukaryota; Fungi; Ascomycota; Saccharomycetes; Saccharomycetales; Saccharomycetaceae
Source: the annotation of a GenBank genome assembly